AUGAAUGAUUCAUCGAUUAAUCCUCUGUUACUUACCUCGUCUGCCCAUUUGGAAAAUGUUGAACAACUUAUAAAAAAUCUUGAAAAACAUACAUUAGAUUUAGAUAAUUUCGAUGAAAUCUUAAGUGAUCGUAAUCGACAAGAACUUAUAACAAAGUCAUUUUCAGUUGUUACAUCGAAUACAAUGGCUAUGGAUGAUACACCCGAUGAUAAUUUUCUUAUUAAAAGUAUUUCAUUGCAAAAUACUGGUUUUAACGAUGAAAAUGUAUCUAUGGAUAGUCUUUUUAAUCAACGUGAUCUAUUUGAAAAUGAUGAUACGAAAAAACAACAGACACCACCAGUCAAUGAUCAAAGUAUUUACAAUGAUCAAGAAGUUGGUUUUACAUGGGACGAUCAAUAUGAUACACGAGCUAAUUAUCGUUUAACAUUUAGCACUGAUAAACAACAGCAAAACGAUUCGAAGACAGGUAAACCUCAUAAACAUAAGCAACAUCAUCGACAUCAUCAUCAUCAUCAUCAUCAUCACCAUCAUCAUCAACAACAAACUCCUGAAAAUCGAACAACAGAUUCUCAGUCAAGCUCAACCUAUUCUGAUGAUGGUGUUACUCCAAAUGCAGCCAAUAAUAUGAAUGAUUGGUCGAUGCGUUCAUCAUUCAAUACAUUAGAUCAGUCUGUUGAAAUUCGAACUAAUAAAACACCAGUACCUGCAACAAGAGAUCAAGCAGUAACUUUUGUUCGUUCGCAAUCUCAUCCAUCAUCAUUCUCUCCCCAACAACAAUUAGUUAAUAAUACCAAUAAUAAUAAUAAUAAUAAUAAUAAUAAUAAUACUUCUUCCCCAAAUUCUUCAACAACAUCGUCUUCGUCAUCAGCAUCAUGGAGACGUAUGAAAGAGAGUCAACGAACAACACCAAGCAUUGAACCUAAAGAAACUCGACCACCAUCUCCAUUGAGUCUUUAUAAAAUCUUUCAACAAAAAUCACAAAUGGCUGCAUCAUCUUCGCCACGUAGUGCAUUUCAAUAUUAUCGACAACAAAAUGACUCAAUAGUUCCGACGAAUACUGAUAGCAUGACAAUAUCAGGUGAAAAAAUGUUAACAGAAAAAUCCAAAGGAUCCUAUCCAAAAAAGCACACUCAAAUUGAAAGGUCAUCAUCACAAACAAAUUCUGGUACUGAUCAAGCCAUACAAACAUCUAUUUCAGUAGAUUCUUCAUCAAACAGUCAAAUGAACAGUCGUUUUCAACCUACACCAACUAUGAACUAUCUCCAAACACAUACUGGUCUAAAUUCACCUCAUCAUCUUGCUGUUCCUUCGCGUCCAUCAACUGCGCCGAUUUCAUCAUCGGCUAUUCAUAAAUCUCUGCCUGAUCUUGCCUUUAUUUCUCAAUACUCAAAAGAAUUACCUCGAUCUCGUACAACAUCACCAUUACCACCAACAACCAUUCCACCUAGUCCUUCACCUUCUGUCAAUACUGCUCAAAUGGUAACAUCUCCAGUAUUAACUCAACAACAAAAGCAAGACAAUGAACGACCACGUACACUUAAAUCAAUAAAACGCUAUAAAAACAGUAAACAUUCAACGGAACCUUUAGGCGUUUUCUAUAGUCCACAAUUACGUAAAACAUUUGCUGCUGUGCCCGCAUCGGCAGUCAUUAAUGGAUCAAAUGAAACACCAACAAUUAUUAAAAUGAAAUUACCACCGUCUUCAUCGUUUCCUAGAGGACGUCAACAACAACAACAGACAGGAACUCUCAAACCUUGUCUUAAAUAUGCACCGCGAGCAAAUUCAUGUGAUAUUCAAGCAAUGUUACAAGAAAGAGCUUCACCGGCAGCUACAUUAACUGUUGCUCAGUCAAAAGAUGAUAGAGAUUCAAUAUCUCCUACAUCAAAACGUCGUUGUUCUGAAGCAGAUGUUUCAGGAAAUCCACCUGAUAACCAGUGGCCACUAGAUACUCAUACGGCUGGUUCAUCAAAUAAUAUAAAUGCCUAUGUUAUGCAAGAUUUAUCCCGUGAAAAUCGUUCUGAUUAUGAUCUAACAUCAUUGCAACAACAAAAUCAAACGAAAAAAAGUGUUAGCUUUUCAGACAAUAUUGCAAAACAACUUGUUGAACCAUGUAAUCCAGCCAUUAAAUUUGAUCCAUCGCCAGAAAUCGAAACAUUCGACGAUGAAAAUAUACCUAAUAAUGAUCAUCUUGCUAUAGCACUACACGGAAAUCAAGAAAAUCUAAAAAAAAAACCAACAUUACGUUAUGGUGAAAUGCGACGAUGUCAAACUGAUAUUAUUGUUGUCGAUCGUAUUCAUCAUUUACAUUCAUUUACGGAAAGUCCACCAAAUGAAUUUCGUUUCCAAGAUACUGAUACUCUUGUUCCAGACCAAGACGACGACAACAACGAUGAAGAUGAUCAAGCUAUUAUGGAAAAAACUCAUGUGAAUAUAAUACCAAAAGUCGAUGAAUCUCCAGUACUACCUCCAGUGAUCUCCAAUACUAAUGAGUCUAAUCCAGCAGUAGCAAAAAUUAUAUCUUCAAAGGACAAAGAAAAUAAAAUGCCUGAACAGUCAACAAUAAUGAAUGCAUCAACCGUAACAUUAAUACCAACAAAUGAUCCAAUGCUUGAUGGUCUUUUAGAAAGAAUUGGUAUCGUUGUAAAAGGUGUAUUUGAAAUAAAACGAUCGGAAAAAGCUUUUUUUCUUUCCAAUGAUAAUAAUAGUCGAUUGGAUGCAUUACUUAAAAAUGAUUUAUGUACAAUUCUUCAAAAUAUUCUUGAACAUGGUCUCAAACCACAACGAAAAGAUCUUCCAGUAGUUAAACAAAUGAAUCUAUGGAAAAUAAUCGAAACAUCUCUUGAACAUGGACCAGCUCUUCAAGUAUUUUAUGAUGCAAAACAAAAUGCUCAAAAUGCUUCAUUGUAUUGGCCUUACAAAUUUCAAGCAUUUAUCUUUGCAUUACUAAAUAAAAACGAACUCAUCAAUUGGCUUUAUCAUUUUAUGAAACAAAAAGAAGUUCUUCAACGUUAUUAUCAACUUCCGGAUGCACUGAUUUUGGCAUAUACUAUAGUUACAUUUAAUUUAUUUGAUCGUAUCAUGGGCCAAUUAGAAAAACUUUCUCCCCUUGCAUUCCGUUUAGUUUAUAAACCUGACCCUAUUCCAGUAAAUAUUGACGACCCGUUAACUACGUCUACGAUCAGUAUGCAUUCAACUAUAAACAGUGGAAGGGAUUGGCUUAUGACAUUAUCGAAACGUACAACAAAAAAUUUAACUCAACCUAUCGUUCAGCCAAAUACUACGGCUAGAACUAUUGCUCCUGCUAUUGCUGCUACUGCCACCACCACGACACAUGCGAAUGCUCAACCAGCCGAUACAUUACGAUCGACAUUAUCGCGUAAAUUAAAUUCUAUUUUUACAAGAACAAAUACAACGCAACCACAACGGAAAACAUCUUCUGCGGUCACUGCAAGAUUGCCAUCUUCGACACCGCAAACUGUACGAACACAACCGUCAUCGUCAGCAGCACUAGUAGCACGUCGACCACGUCUAUCGAAUGCAUUUGCUAAUACAUCAGCUGCAGCAACAACUAAUAAACCAGUUAUUGUUUCAAGUCCGAAAUUAAAUCAUGGAAAUCGAACAAAUAAUAUACGACGAGGUAUUUCACCAUCGGUUGUUGUGGCACCAUCACCUCCACCAGCAUUGAAUACAACUACUACUACUGCUGUUGCUCCUCCCCCUCCCUCUACUACUACUGUACCAUCAAGUACAACGGCAUUUCAGUCAAAAAUCCCACGUCCAUCAUUGAAUGUUGAUAAACCGAAAUCGGCUCGGUACCGAUCUACGGCAGUUCCACCCAAAUGA
This is a messenger RNA of Rotaria socialis, 3843 nucleotides long. The record is from the annotation of a GenBank genome assembly. Lineage: Eukaryota; Metazoa; Rotifera; Eurotatoria; Philodinida; Philodinidae.